Molecule: messenger RNA, 1122 nt
Organism: Sclerotinia sclerotiorum 1980 UF-70
Lineage: Eukaryota; Fungi; Ascomycota; Leotiomycetes; Helotiales; Sclerotiniaceae
Exons: 7
Coding region: 1-1122 (373 amino acids)
Molecular function (GO): hydrolase activity
Source: RefSeq, a predicted model, not a curated record
AUGUCCUCUUCAAAUCUUUCGCAGAAGAAAUUAAUCAAUACGUUGUCUCUGGGCGAGAAAUUGGAUGUCAUUCUUGUUUGUACGAGUGUUUUAGGAAAUACGUUCCUAAGUCUUCUGACGGGUAUCUGGCGCACGAGAAAUGAGGGAAAGGGAAGUUAUAAGAGAUAUGUUCUUCAUACGGCGGUGAGGACUAUGUGUAGGAGGUUGAGUCCGAGACAGAUUUUAUACAUGAAUCCAAACACAGAUCAUGCAUAUGAAAGUGUUUGCAAGCAGCGGGGUGUAAAACCUAUGAGUGAGACUUUAGAAGAUGGAACACAGGCUCAUUGGAUAGGCAAAAAGGAUGCAAAGAAAAUACUUCUCAACUUUCAUGGAGGUGGAUAUGUACUUCCUGCAACUUCCGAAAUGGUCGAGUAUGUCUUUAAGAUUGUGGAUGGUGCUGAGAAAGAAGGGAAGAGUUUGGCGGCCUUGUUCCUGUCUUAUGAUCUUGCCCCAAGCGCGACUUAUCCUCGACAAUUGCAACAAGCUGCUGCUUUGCUGAAUUAUGUUAUUCAUACUUUAAACUAUCCCCCAUCCUCCAUAAUUCUGGCCGGUGAUUCUGCAGGCGCGAAUCUCGUCCUUGCCCUCCUAUCUCACAUCAUGCAUGGUCAUCCUGAUGAAAGCAUACCUCGAGUCCGUCUCGCAGAACCACUUGAUGGAGCUGUAUUAUUAGCACCGUGGGUUACAUUUGCCACGCGCUCUAAAUCAUACGAGGCGAAUAAAUAUAAAGAUCUACUUCAUCCAUUUGCUCUCAAAAUGUGGUCCGGCGCAUACCAAUCUACCAUUCCAUCAGAUAACUACAUGGAACCACUCUACGCAUCUACAUCAUGGUGGACACGUCUCCCCACAGUCGUAUCCUCCAUGCUAAUCAUAGCCGGCGAAAACGAAGUCUUCAUUGACGAUGUAAAAGCUUUUGCGAAGAAGUUACAGGAAAUAGAGACGGAGACGUGGGGAAGAGAGUUGAAAUUUGUAGUCGUCGAGAAUGAGUAUCAUGAUCAGCCUAAUUUUGCGUUUGGUGAGGAUACUUUGGGUAAGGAGAGGAGUCAGGGGUGGGAAAUUGGGAGGUGGAUUUGGGGAAGAUGUUAG